Molecule: messenger RNA, 1467 nt
Organism: Vanrija pseudolonga
Lineage: Eukaryota; Fungi; Basidiomycota; Tremellomycetes; Trichosporonales; Trichosporonaceae
Exons: 1
Coding region: 1-1467 (488 amino acids)
Source: RefSeq, a predicted model, not a curated record
AUGCCGCCCCGCAAGAAGGCCGCGCCGGCAAAGGCGACUCCAAAGGCGAUACCCAAGGCAGCAUCCAAGGCCAAGGCCGCAUCGUCUGCGUUGAAGUCGGCGCCGGCGGCCAAAGCCAAGGCGACGACGCCCAAGACCACACCGGCAGCCAAAGCUAAACCUGCGCCCAAGCCCAAGGGCAAGUUGGCCCCCAAGGCCGGUGCUGCUGCUGCUGCUGCUGCCGCCCCCGCUGGCGCACACCCCUUGUCCACAACAAAACAAGUCAAAGCGUUUGUCUUGUCCAUCACGCCCCCGACCGACGGCCUGCAGUGGGGCGGCGAGGUGUGGGACGACGCGGCGCUCAUCGCCCUCGACGAGGACAAGGCCUUCGACGUGAUACGACGCGAAGCGGGGUACAGCGAGCCGAUUGGCAAGACUGGCUUCUACCCUCCGACUGAGCGCGUCGAGUUCCGCGUGUCGACCAACCCCAAGGCCGGCCCCUUUAUCGACUCGCGGCACGUGCACGACUCGAUCCUGGCCGCCGUGCCGCCCCUCACUGACAAGGUGCACUUCCAGUCUGCGUACCACGCGCAGCUCGACUUCUUGCGCGGGCAGCGUGUGCGCAGCCUCACGUUUAACAACUCGGGCCUGCGCGAGCAAGAUCCAAUCGAACAGCUCACGCGCCUCGUCUCGCGGAGCGACCUGGCCACGCUCGACCUCUUCGCCGUGCGCGAGUUUGCGCGCCUCGAGAACACGGCGCUCCCUGCCCUCGUCGGCGCGCUCGAGCACAACACGACCCUCACGAGCGUGUGCGGCGACGAGCACCUGUGCCAUGCCGUGAGCGGCACGCGCGUGCACGGCCCCGGGGCGUCUCUGCCGCAUUGCGGCGAGCAAACCGCCAAUGACUUCCCGCCGCCAGAGCACAUCGACGACGACAGCUCGCUCGCAAUCUGGUACCUCUUCGCGCGGGUGACUGCCAUCGCAAGCCGCAAUCUCGUGCUGCAGACGCGGGUGCGGCGCGCGGCGUGCAAGGUACUCGUGUUUGCGCGCCUGUUCUGCGGCCGGCACGCGCACGAGAUGCUCGAGCAGCUCGGCGUCGCCGUAGGCGCCGGGUAUCUCAGCCUUUCGCAGGUACGCCGGCUGCUCGCGCACGCUGCGGACGCGGCGGCGUCGGCGCGCGUGGUGGGGAUUCUCACCGCGUACGAGGACAAGGUGCGGGCUGUCGACGAGGACAUGGACGACCCGCUCAAGCCCGAGGGCGCGGUCGAGGAGUGGAUGCAUAAUGGGCAGAUGUGGUUUGACGGCGGGUACGAGGCCGCGAGGGCGCUGCUGAGGGAUGUGUUCCCUGCUGUCGACAAGUGGCCAUCCACCGACGACAUGCCGGCCGUCAGGCGGUUCUUGUCGUUCACCCCGCCGUCUGGCGCGCCGUGGUCGGGCGACAAGAAGCAUGCGGCGCUUGUGAAGCGCAUUGUGGAGACGUACGAGUAG